AUUGAGUCGCUUUGAAUCAGUUUGAUCAAUCCAGUCUUGUAUUAAAAAACUACGUCCUUGCAAACGCUCAAUAUCACGACAUUGUCGGACUAAGCCAGUCGCCAACCAUGGAUGCCGCUCUCCUCGCCAACAUGGACCGUUGUCCAAUGUACGCCUCCUUCUUCGGGGCCCUCGGUUGCGCAUGCUCCAUCGUCUUCACCACCAUCGGCGCCGCUUACGGCACUGCAAAGUCGGCCGGCGCCAUCUUCUCCUCUGGCAUUCUUCGCCCCGACAUGCUGAUGCAGAAUACGUACGAAACAUCUGAAACUCCAUCUCGAACCGUGAUAAAUGAAUGCCCCCACCCCAAAAACAAGGCUGAUUUGAGUACUGCCCCUAGACUCUGCUCCAUCAUGGCACAGAUCCUGUCUAUCUACGGCCUCGUAGCGAGUGUCAUUAUCUCUGGCGGCAUCACGGAAAAGAUGCCCAUCUAUACUGGCUUCCUCCAGCUGGGCGCUGGUCUCGCCGUUGGCCUAUGCGGAAUGGCUGCCGGUUUCGCUAUCGGCAUCGUUGGUGAUGCUGGAGUCCGUGCAAGCUCGCAGCAGCCGCGCCUGUACGUGGGUAUGGUCCUCAUUCUUAUUUUUGCUGAAGUUCUGGGCCUGUACGGCGUCAUCGUCUCCAUCCUCAUGAUCACCCGAUCCAAGCUCGACGCCACCGUGUGCAAGUACUAA
This is a messenger RNA of Ilyonectria robusta, 707 nucleotides long. RefSeq names its product V-ATPase proteolipid subunit C-like domain-containing protein. Gene Ontology annotation, cellular component: proton-transporting V-type ATPase, V0 domain. Bases 108 to 707 code for a protein of 199 amino acids. Gene Ontology annotation, biological process: proton transmembrane transport. Gene Ontology annotation, molecular function: proton-transporting ATPase activity, rotational mechanism. NCBI's taxonomy places the organism in Eukaryota, Fungi, Ascomycota, Sordariomycetes, Hypocreales, Nectriaceae. The record is from RefSeq and is a predicted model, not a curated record. The transcript is spliced from 4 exons.